GGGGACCCUUGGAAGGCCUUCCCCCCAAGCCCACCCCCUCCCCACACCCUGGGUGUUCAGUGUGUGUUGGAUGAAUUAAUGAAUACCCGAGCGACGCCCCGCUGGUCAACUAGACAUGGGGAGAACUAGAAAGGAAGUAGAGACCCCGGCCUUAAUUUAAGUGAAAUGAGUAAAAUUCUCCAACACAAGGAUGAACAAGUGGCAGGGGAAAGCAGUGCUUGACCAUGAAUGUCCCAGUAGAAAUGACCAUAAAAUGCUAAGAGAUCUAGGAAAGUGGCUGGGGUUGAGGUGUGAAGCAAAGGGGUUGAAGCGCUUCUAGGAAGUUUAAUGGUGAUGCUGAUAUUUGAUUUGCCUUAGAGUUAAAUGCUUUCACAUUCAGACUCACUUUCCUGGAUAACAGACCUCUACGAUAACAGACUGCUGUCGUUUGGGGAGGUUAAAAACAGUGUAGCCAGCUUUUGCCUGUGGAGGUGUAAUUUGUGCCAGCUUUGAAACAAUUUCAGGGUGUUAGUGUACAGAAUCCAGUGCCUGUGGGGAAGAUCGGAUUCCCAGUUCACCGUGGCUUGUGUUUCUGCACAGUAGGUUCUUGGAGUAAGACUGACGCUGGGGAGAUUGUCUUCAUCUUCCAGUUCUGUAGCAGCCUUGACAUGUCAGAAGAGGGUGUCAUUCACAAAGGGCCUUGGCCUGUCUUACUUUUAGUCAAAUUUUUAGAAGUCAUCAAACCUUUCUGUGCAGUUCUACCAGAAAUUCAGAAGCCUGAAAGGAAAAUUCAGUUUAGAGAGAAGGUAUUAUGGACUGCUAUAACUCUCUUCAUUUUCUUAGUAUGUUGUCAGAUACCACUGUUUGGAAUCAUGUCAUCAGAUUCUGCAGACCCUUUCUACUGGAUGAGAGUCAUUCUUGCAUCCAACAGAGGAACUUUAAUGGAACUGGGUAUCUCUCCAAUUGUAACAUCUGGUUUGAUUAUGCAGCUGUUGGCUGGAGCCAAAAUCAUUGAAGUUGGAGAUACACCCAAAGAUAGAGCUCUAUUCAACGGAGCCCAGAAAUUAUUUGGUAUGAUCAUUACCAUUGGGCAAGCCAUUGUGUAUGUCAUGACGGGGAUGUAUGGGGACCCUGCGGAAAUGGGUGCUGGGAUCUGUCUCCUCAUCAUUUUUCAGUUGUUUGUUGCUGGUUUGAUUGUGCUGCUGUUAGAUGAGCUGCUACAGAAGGGUUACGGCUUGGGGUCUGGUAUUUCCCUCUUUAUUGCCACCAACAUCUGUGAAACCAUUGUCUGGAAGGCCUUUAGCCCCACUACCAUUAACACGGGCAGAGGUACCGAGUUUGAGGGCGCCGUCAUAGCUCUCUUCCAUUUGUUGGCCACCAGGACAGACAAAGUGCGAGCCUUAAGGGAGGCUUUUUAUCGACAGAACUUGCCCAAUCUCAUGAACCUCAUUGCUACAGUUUUUGUGUUUGCGGUUGUUAUAUAUUUUCAGGGAUUUCGUGUUGACUUGCCCAUUAAGUCGGCCCGGUAUCGAGGACAGUACAGCAGCUAUCCCAUCAAGCUCUUCUACACCUCGAAUAUUCCCAUUAUUCUUCAGUCUGCCCUAGUUUCAAACCUGUAUGUUAUUUCCCAGAUGCUGUCUGUUCGAUUUAGUGGCAACUUUUUAGUAAAUUUGCUAGGACAGUGGGCCGAUGUCAGCGGCGGAGGACCUGCUCGCUCUUACCCCGUCGGAGGCCUGUGUUACUAUCUUUCUCCUCCGGAGUCUAUGGGUGCAAUAUUUGAGGAUCCUGUCCAUGUAGUUGUCUAUAUUAUCUUCAUGUUGGGGUCAUGUGCAUUUUUUUCUAAGACAUGGAUAGAGGUGUCUGGGUCCUCAGCCAAAGAUGUAGCCAAACAGCUGAAAGAACAGCAAAUGGUAAUGAGAGGUCACCGAGAUACCUCGAUGGUUCAUGAGCUUAAUAGUCUGGUCAGAAAUUGCCUUGACCAUCAGUACUGUGCGGUGACCGGUCUUCUCUUAAGAGGACCCAGCUGGCGAAACCUGGUGUCCCUGACUGUCGCACCUUGUCUCCUAGGUACAUCCCCACCGCGGCUGCCUUCGGCGGUCUGUGCAUCGGGGCCCUGUCAGUGCUGGCUGACUUCCUAGGGGCCAUUGGCUCCGGCACUGGCAUCCUGCUUGCAGUCACCAUUAUUUAUCAGUACUUUGAAAUAUUUGUUAAGGAACAAGCUGAAGUUGGAGGGAUGGGUGCUUUGUUUUUCUAAAUGUUCAAAUAUUUCUUUGUGUGUGUGUGUGUGUGAAAGGGAAAAUAUUUUGACACAUUGUUUUCUGUCAAAUAAUGCGGGUUCCCCUUUUCUUCCCAGUUUGUUUUCAAGUGCUACCUGUCCCAUUUGUGAAAUGGGCGCUGAGCUAAGCCUUUGUGCAGCAUUAGUACCAGCUGCCUUAAAACUAAAGUUUACAUUAUUCGUUUGAAAAUGUACAUCUAGGGUUGCCUGUGAUGCUGGAAACCAAUGUAUCUACCUUGCUGUAUUAGAUCACAACAGUGAGACGGGGACAUGGAUUAGUUUGCACACAACAUUCAGAACCCUUAUAUCCUCCCCUUGUCUAAAAAUAAGUGUAGUUCAAAUUGCCACUUUCCAGUAUUUUUGAGCUUAUGUGAUGAGUUCUGGAGCAUUUGUACCUAAUCUAUAUUUUAGAUAAUUACUUUUUAUACUUUUGAACUCAUAGUAUCCACAUUCCCUCCCCUCCAUCCCCACCCACCCUUUCUUUCUCUUUGUCCAAAGCAGCCACUUGGCCCAUGGACAAAAUCAAGCAUUGAAGUUUUCUGUUGUUAGAAGUGAUUGCUUCCAACUACUCUUCCUGUACGUUCAUUCCUCCUUUCUUCCCAGGGACAGCAUGACCUGUGCUGUUUGACUGUAUUGGCUAUGCCUUGUAAUUCCAACCAGUCACUUGAGAAUACUCUUUCAAAUCACUGUGCCCCAAUUCUUUUUUUUUUUUUUAAUCCCUAAAGCAAAUAUUGAAUUCUCAAGCAAUGUCUGUAGUUCAUUGGGGGUGAACAAUGAGUAAUUCAUGCUAGGAAUUUGUCUUUUGUUGUUCUUAUAGCUGCAAGAAGUGUAAACAGUAUAGACAAUAAACUUUUAUUUAAUAAAACUGUUGCAGUUGUGUUGGAAAAAUAAAGGAAUCUGAUAUUAAAUGUUCUCGAA
Molecule: messenger RNA, 3172 nt
Organism: Heterocephalus glaber (naked mole-rat)
Lineage: Eukaryota; Metazoa; Chordata; Mammalia; Rodentia; Bathyergidae
Gene: Sec61a2
Product: SEC61 translocon subunit alpha 2
Biological process (GO): protein transport
Cellular component (GO): membrane
Source: RefSeq, a predicted model, not a curated record